Messenger RNA from Sinocyclocheilus grahami, 818 nucleotides. RefSeq names its product cysteine sulfinic acid decarboxylase-like. The annotation marks the transcript as partial. Gene Ontology annotation, cellular component: cytoplasm. Gene Ontology annotation, biological process: taurine biosynthetic process. The record is from RefSeq and is a predicted model, not a curated record. Gene Ontology annotation, molecular function: sulfinoalanine decarboxylase activity. NCBI's taxonomy places the organism in Eukaryota, Metazoa, Chordata, Actinopteri, Cypriniformes, Cyprinidae. The transcript is spliced from 2 exons.
GGGCGUUUUGUGAACGUUUGCUUCUGGUUCAUUCCACCCAGUCUGAGAGGGAAGGAGAACAGUGCGGAUUACCAGGAAAGGUUAUCAAAGGUGGCGCCAGUCAUCAAAGAGAGAAUGAUGAAGCGUGGAACCAUGAUGGUGGGAUACCAGCCCAUGGAUGGACACGUCAACUUCUUCCGUAUGGUUGUUGUUUCUCCUCAGCUGACCACCAAGGACAUGGAUUUCUUCCUUGAUGAGAUAGAGGAACUAGGGAAGGACCUGUAGUUAGUUUGAAUAUCUGUGGUCUACCAAUAGACAAUGUCACAUUAUCCCCCUCAUCUCGUCAUUUUGAAAUUUGCGGUUUUCUAAAGGUUGCUAAAAUGUUGACUUAUAAGCGGUACAUGAUACUGACUUCAAUGACUAAGCUAGCAAAAAAAUAUGCAUCUGCAGAGGUCAUAAAGUGAAUGAAUCUCAUAGAUUCAUGCCCACCUAAGUAUUGAAUUCAUUUGGAAAACCCAGUUUAGGUAUUAGGGCAUUUACUAAUGAGCCUGAUUAUAUAAAUCAAGUGUAUUAUUAAAUAAGUCGCUGCAGAGGCCCUCCAGAACCAGGAUUGAGACGCACUGUGUCUGCAAACGUAAUGUCAGCUAAACUGAAUGUGCAAAAUGAUUCACAGGUGGAAAGCGUUUCUGAGUGGCUAAAGCGUGGGCUGUUCCCCUUACUCUCUUUCUCUCUUUUCUCUCAGAGCCGAGGGCUGUCACACAAACAGGAGUUAAUUUAUUUUAGGACACUUGUUUCAGUGAUAUCUGUUAAUAGGGUGAUUUUAUGUGUGCUGUUCAAAA